AUCGUUUUACUCUUUUUUUCCCCACACAAAACCGCUGUCAGCUUCAUAAUGUGACUCCCUUUACCCAGGCAUUGGCAAGACUGAGGAACGAGCAAUAAGUUAUGAGGCUUGGACGAUUCAAUAUUUAUUCAAGGCUAGCAGGGACAGAACUCAAUUUUCCUUCCAGAAAUAGUGACCCCUAGGAGCUUGCUUGACGCCUGAGAACGUCAAAAGAGACAGACCAACGAGACUGAACAAGCACUCUUGUCCCGGCUACCCUUGAUUCAAAGGAACCAUUUGUUGACGUAGUCCAUGGUUUCUAUAAAUCCUUUUGCUGAAGGAAAUCAUAGCCGAGAGAGUCUACGCCAACAAGAUCGUCGCUUGAGCAGAGGAAUGGUUUAGACUCGGGCACGAUAUACCACAUCAGUUGAUCGACGUGGAUUUUAACCAAGCCAGGCCUGACUUGCCUGACGCUAUCAAAGGAUUACCUCACCUGGAAGUCCCGAUCAUGAUCCACAGAGACAACGUUGUGUUUGAAGCGCCUGCAAUACUCCAGUACCUGGCGAGGGAGUUCACUGGUCACCUUGGAUUCGGCCCCGGACAGCAAGUCAGAUUGCUCAGCGAGUCUCUCGUCAGCUGGGCGUGUGGUGAACUUCACAG
This is a messenger RNA of Aplysia californica (California sea hare), 639 nucleotides long. Its product is annotated as glutathione S-transferase theta-1. Gene Ontology annotation, biological process: glutathione metabolic process. Gene Ontology annotation, molecular function: glutathione transferase activity. NCBI's taxonomy places the organism in Eukaryota, Metazoa, Mollusca, Gastropoda, Aplysiida, Aplysiidae. The record is from RefSeq and is a predicted model, not a curated record. Gene Ontology annotation, cellular component: cytoplasm.